Molecule: messenger RNA, 1050 nt
Organism: Orycteropus afer afer
Lineage: Eukaryota; Metazoa; Chordata; Mammalia; Tubulidentata; Orycteropodidae
Product: melanoma-associated antigen B16-like
Exons: 1
Coding region: 1-1050 (349 amino acids)
Biological process (GO): negative regulation of transcription by RNA polymerase II
Cellular component (GO): nucleus
Source: RefSeq, a predicted model, not a curated record
AUGUCUCAGGGCCAGGAAAUAGUAUACUACAUACAUGAUGAAAGCCUUGAAUCCUCUAGUGAGAUCGAAGACGGGGAGGAAGCAGAGUUUCUUGAGGCUUCAGAAGAGGUUUCAGCUGCUGAAGUAAUCAGUAGUUCCCAAGAUCCUGAGAAGGUCACCGUCCCUUCCACUGCCAUCACAGCUACUUCACUGAGCAAAUCAGAUGAGUUCUUCAGCAUCCAAAAAGAGGAGGCAAGUUCAAGCACUUUGGAGCCCAUGCCAGAUGCUGAUGAGUUGCCCAGAGAUCCUAUAGCUGACAAAGUGGCUUUGUUGGUGAAAUUCCUGCUGCAGAAGUAUCACAUGAAAGAGGUGGUCACUAAGGAACACAUGCUGAAUACGGUCAUUAGACAGUAUGAGAAUCACUUUCCUAAGAUCUUCAGUAUGGCUUCUGAGCGCCUGGAGCUGGUCUUUGGCAUUGACGUGAUAGAAUUAUUUCCCGACAGCCAGUGCUAUUUCCUCUUCAAUAAGCUGUGUAUCACCUAUGAUGGGGUGGUGAGUGAUGACACAAAUUCACCCAAGACUGGCCUCCUGAUUAUUAUCCUGGGUGUGAUCUUCAUGAAGGGCAGCCGCACCACUGAGGAAGAGAUCUGGAAAGUGCUAAAUAGGAUGGGCAUAUAUGCUGACCAGAAUCACUUCAUGUAUGGGGAUUCCAGGAAGUUCAUCACUGAAGAUUUGGUGAAGCAAGAGUAUCUGGAGUUCCGAAAGGUGCCCAACAGUGAUCCUGCACAUUACGACGUCCUGUGGGGUCCAAAAGCCCAUGCUGAAAUCAACAAGGUAAAAUUCCUGGAGUUUUUUGCCAAGAUCAAUGACUCUGAUACUCCUACUUUCUCAACUCAAUUCAAGGAGGCUUUGAAAGAUGAGGAAGAGAGAAUCAAUUUCAUCCAUGGCUGGCCCUUUUCUAGAUCGAGAGCAUGUUCCAAGGCCACAUCCAAAAGCUUCUCCCACCAUUACAGAAGUCUGAGGGAUAUUGUUCACUUUAUUUUUGAAGCAGGCAGUCAGUGUUCUAAGUAG